GACACCCCCACCCCCAGGCAGGGGGAGGAGAAAGCCUCGCCGGCGGUUUUAUAGGCGAGGCGGCGGCGCAGCGGCGUGUCCUGCCCGGAGCCAUGUGGGGCCGGGGGCUGCUCUGCGGCAUCGCCCUCUCGCUGCUGCUGUGGGCGCCGCCCUCCGGAGGGGUCGCCGCCGGCGCGGAGCCGCAGCCCGGGGUGGUGGUGCCGCGCUGGGCAGCCCUGGGCACCCCCAGCAGCCACAAGCAUCCAUUCCGAGCUGAAGUUAAGAUAAAGGCAGAAGGCCAGGAGCUCACCUUGGAACUGGAGAAAAAUGGAAACCUCUUUGCACCAGGCUAUACUGAGACACAUUACAGCCCAACUGGACAAACCCAGACCACCUCUCUGACCCACACGGACCACUGCUUCUACCAUGGGGUUGUGAGGGGCUGGGAGGGCUCCAGCGUCACACUCAGCACAUGCCGAGGGCUGCGAGGAAUUAUCGUAUUGAGCAGCAAUUCCAGCUAUAUCCUAGAGCCAGUUCCUGACAGCCCAAACCAGCACUUGAUCUACAGACUGGAUGACCUGAAGCUGCAGAGAGGAGUCUGUGGCUACCAGGGCACAGGGGAUGCAGCUGAAGACUGGCUCAGGGACUUCACAACUGGGAUGAAACCACCUCGCCAGAGGGUGAAACGGGAGACUCUGCAGGCUACAAAGUACGUGGAGCUCCUGCUCGUGGCUGAUUAUGCAGAGUUUCAGAAGCAUCACUUCAGCAUUGAAGAAACAAGGCUUAAAUUAGUGGAAGCUGCUAAUUACGUAGAUAAGUUUUACAGGUCCCUGAAUAUCCGGAUUGCCUUGGUGGGGCUGGAGAUCUGGAGUAACUGGAAUAAAUGCGAUGUAACUGAGAACCCCUACGCCACCCUGAAGUCCUUUCUGGCCUGGAGUAGCAAGGAGCGGGUGCACAGAAAACACGAUAAUGCCCAACUAAUCACGGGUGUGCCCUUCCAAGGUACCACAGUAGGCUUGGCUCCCGUGAUGGCCAUGUGCUCUGAUUUCCAGUCAGGUGGAGUGAACAUGGAUCACUCUGAUAAUGCCAUUGGUGUUGCUGCUACCAUUGCCCAUGAGAUGGGACACAAUUUUGGCAUGAAUCAUGAUUCACCUGGCUGCUGUACUACCCCCGCAGAAGAUGGAGGCUGCAUCAUGGCUUCUGCAACUGGGCACCCAUUCCCCAAGGUGUUCAACCAGUGCAAUAGAAAAGAGCUGGAGAAGUAUCUGCAGUCUGGUGGAGGGAUGUGUCUCUCCAACAUGCCGGAUACCAAGAACAUGUAUGGUGGGAAGAAAUGUGGAAAUGGCUACUUGGAAGAGGGGGAGGAGUGUGACUGUGGAGAGACGGAGGAAUGCAAUAACCCCUGCUGUGACGCCAGCACCUGCUCCCUGAAGCUGGGUGCCGAAUGUGCCCAUGGCAGCUGCUGUCAUCAGUGCAAGCUGAUGUCCCCAGGAACUCCCUGCAGGGAAAGAUCAGGACUCUGUGACCUCCCUGAAUACUGCACUGGCAAGUCACCGUUUUGCCCCCCCAACUCUUACCAAAUUGAUGGGGCUUCCUGCGAUGGAGGGAAGGCCUAUUGCUACAGUGGCAUGUGUCUCACCUAUAAAGACCAGUGCUUGCAGCUGUGGGGGCCUGGAGCCAGGCCAGCACCAGAUGCCUGCUUCGAGAAGGUUAAUGCUGCUGGAGACAUCUACGGGAACUGUGGGAAGGACAUCUAUGGCAACUACAGGAAGUGUGAGAUGAGAGAUGCUAAAUGUGGGAAGAUCCAGUGUCAGAGCUCUGCUUCCAAACCCCUGCAGUCCAAUGCAGUGGCCAUAGACACAACUAUCCGAACACAGAGGACAGAGCUGAGGUGCCGAGGGACCCAUGUGUACAGAUCUGAGAGUGAAGAAAAGGAGAUGCUGGAUCCUGGCUUGGUGUUGACAGGAACAAAAUGUGGGAGCCAUCAUGCUUGCUUUGAGGGACGCUGCCAGAACACAUCCAUCAUCUUUGAUUCUGACAGCUGUAGCAAGAAGUGCCAUGGGCAUGGAGUCUGCAAUAACAACAAGAACUGUCAUUGCAACCAGGGCUGGGCCCCCCCAUUCUGCAACAAGCAGGGGAGGGGAGGAAGCUUGGACAGUGGUCCCCCCAUGCCCGAAGGCCCUUCUGCAGUUGUGAUAACUCUCGCAAUCCUGGCCCCUAUUCUCCUUCUCAUUGGAAUAAUGUUUUUGUUCUAUUAUCUGAAAUGCUGGAAUAAAUUUGCCAUCUGUUCUCUAAAGAAGACCCCGCAGUUCAGUGACACCUCUGGAAAUGGGCACGCAAACCCUGCCUUCAAGCUGAAAACCCCUCAGGAGCAGAGGAAGGUGAUUGGCUUCCCUCAAAUCCCAUCAAAACCUCCUCCCCAGCAAGCUCCAGGGCUCCGAAUGAACACACAGCAGCUGUCUGCCUUCUCUACUGGCUAUAGUUGUGGUGUGGGGCAUCUUGACGGGCCAGCAUCCUUGGCACCUGCAAAGGACAUUCCCCGACGGACACCCCCGAGCAGACCAGCACCUCCCGCUCCCAAACCCCCCGUCUCUCAGGAUAUUUCUAGGCCUCGGCCACCCCAAAGAGCUUUGCCGGCUAAUCCCGUCCCAGCCAGACCCAGAGCCGGGCUGGGGAACAGCCCUGUCAUCUCGCUGCCUCCUGCGCACCCCAGAACCCCAGGACGACUCCAGCCUGCAGCAGAGAAUGCUGGUGUCGGGACAACUGGAGCAGCAAAUAUCUUGAAAGUGGGACAGCUGGGCUCCCGUGGACACUCAUGAAGCAAUCUGUUCCCAGCUCGUUCUGACCUUUCCAUGGAACUGGGUGGACUUCAUCACCCAAAAAAACAGCCACAGACAGUGUCUCAGUUCCUUUCCUCUACCCUCACCUGUUUCUUACGUGACUCAACAAGCUGCCAUCAGGUUUGGCAGCAGUGUCCCCAGGAACUGCACCCGGUACAUGCCAAGCUGAACUCAAUCCUCUCUGCUGAUAGCCUUUUCCAUAUAGGGACGACUUGUUUAUACGGUAUUUAAAUAUUGUUGUGCAAUAUCCAAUGCAAGGAUGGGGUGAUGAGGUUUUCAUGUUUUUAAUCAGUUAUUUAACUGCUACCAGGAAGAACAAACUGUGAGUGCAGGUGCUGGCCCUGAUGGGCUUUCAUGUAAGACCCAGCCCUGUUGGCUUUCUCAGCCCAUCCAUGCAGCUGCAGGAGCAUAUGUUGGUGCUAUAUAGAAACCACUGCCUCUUGGGAGAGCAGAAGGCAGCCUUUGAUAUUCUUCAGCUUAUUCUGAGUUUACAGUGGGUGGCAAUUAGGGCCAUGACAGGGAGCAAACCAUGGAAAUAUUCCUGGUUAAAAUAACUUGUGGGUCACCAUAGAUUUUUAUCAGCUUUAAUAGAGGGGAUUAAUUAUUUUUCCCAUGUAACCAUCUUCAGCAAGAUCAUUCCAACCUGUCUGUCCUCCAGCACUCACUUGCCUUGCCUCAGUGCUGUAAGACCCGACAGCAUCCCCGGUGUGGCCUGUGCUCUCUCGUCCGUGUCAUUGGGACACAGUCAAGGUACGACAGGAAAAUUCUCUGGCCAAGAUGCAGAGCGAUGGCCAGAAGGAAGCUCAGCCAAAGUCAGUGCUGAAACCUCCUCUCCAGCAUACGGUACUGCGCAUAAUCAGUAGAUACUUUUGCAGUUGUCUUUUCAGGCUUCGGUCUGUACUGAGCAGUAAUCCAGCAUGGGCUGUCUGCUCCCCAUACCAGUGAGAAACCUACCUGAAAAUUGCCCAAGUGGUAAAGCAGCGGAAAUAUUCAUGUGAUACAUGGUGCUUUUGUAGGGCAGCUCAUUUACUCAAGAGUUUUUCCUCCAUGACAUGGAUGGAAAGAGCUGUCUGUGUGCACUUUAAGCAGCUGAUGGUUCUGACCCCGAGAACCUUCCCUUAUGAAUUUUUUUUUCUCAUAAUGGUUUGGGCUUUUGUACAUUUUUUCUCAGGACUUUAGAUGACAAGCUUCUGUUACGCCAAUUUUUUGUUGUUGUUGUUCUUUUUCCCUUGAAUUGAAAUGAUUUCCUAAGAGAACACAGGGAAUUCUGGAGCUAUGGUUACAACAAUUCUGUUGUGUCUGAUUUAUUAUGGACAAAUCCUAAGGGUGAUUGCUGCUGCACAUGUGAGAAACUAUAUUAUUGGCAUAAAGAAAAAGAUUUGUCUGAUAGUCCUCUUUCCCUAAGCUCUGCCGAUUGAAAAACAACAACAACAACAAAUAGAUAAACCUUAAGUGCUCAUUAAAUUUGCAGCGAUAUAUAGUAGUUUAUACAUAGCAUGACAUAAGCCACUCCAGUUUUUGCAACUUUACUACCUCUUUCUCCACAAGGAAACAGUACACAGGGUGUGUCUUGAAUUUCUGGUUGAUUAUUCCUUAUCUUGAUCAUUUAGGGCCUUUUCUUACCUUCUAUGUGCCUGGAAAUCAAACCAACCCUAAAAAACUUCUCUCUGAAAUGAGAGAUGUAAAGUGAAAGACAUCAGCUUUCUAAUCUUUCUAUGUCUUUUCCUAUAGUUGAAUUAUAUUACAUAUAAAUAAUGUAUAUUCAAACAACCCCCAGAUCUGUUGUUUCUUGGGGUAAUGGCCUAUUUUACUGCUCACAGGUGGAGCAGUGAGCUGGGCACAUGUUGUACAUACAGGUAGUGCAGAUUCAACCACAAGAACUUGAUCUUGUAUCUGAGCCCUCGCUGAAGACAGCGGCAAACUUCUGCUACAGCCCCUGAUCUUUAUCAAACUGCCACCAAAGAUCGCUAGGGAUAUUUUCACUGCAUUUCAUGUGAACAUGGCAUCGAGCUUUUAAAAAGCUUCUCCAGACACCAAAAGCUCAGAGAACAACUGGGACUGCCUGGGCUCUAAUGACAAACUCAAUUGCUGGAAUAUCAUAAGGUAGUUAUAAGUCCUUUACAUUUUUUUAUAUGCGUGCAAAUUGAGUGAAUAAGAAUAGGGGAACUGCAGGAGGAGUAAAAGAUGGUUAAAACUUCUUGGUUUUUUGAAGAUAAAGUUACUUGGGAGAACACAUACCAAAAUACAUCUCACUUUCUCCUGUGUCCAUGUAUUAAUGGUUUACAAUAAUGCUCUCUGUGCACCUAUGCAAAUACUUGAAUAAUGCAAUUCAUUGUGCCUUUUGCUUAGUUUUAAUAAAUUUAUCAGUUGUCAUUGACAA
Messenger RNA from Columba livia (rock pigeon), 5199 nucleotides. It is a transcript of the gene ADAM19, whose product is annotated as ADAM metallopeptidase domain 19. NCBI's taxonomy places the organism in Eukaryota, Metazoa, Chordata, Aves, Columbiformes, Columbidae. Gene Ontology annotation, molecular function: metalloendopeptidase activity. The transcript has 23 exons. The coding region runs from base 93 to 2798 and encodes 901 amino acids. The record is from RefSeq and is a predicted model, not a curated record. Gene Ontology annotation, biological process: membrane protein ectodomain proteolysis.